Homo sapiens (human) is the source of this 6133-nucleotide messenger RNA. It is a transcript of the gene ZNF525, whose product is annotated as zinc finger protein 525. The transcript is spliced from 4 exons. The record is from RefSeq and is marked validated. Gene Ontology annotation, biological process: regulation of DNA-templated transcription. Bases 123 to 1562 code for a protein of 479 amino acids. Lineage: Eukaryota; Metazoa; Chordata; Mammalia; Primates; Hominidae. Gene Ontology annotation, cellular component: nucleus; nucleoplasm.
AGACGCGCGCAAACCCGGAAGCAGAUCGCGUGGAGUGAAGGUCCCUCAGCGGCGCGAUUGACAUCUAAAGACUCUUGGUACAUGAGGAAGAAACCCGGAAAAGGAAAGCAGAGGAGUCAGGGAUGGCUCUUCCUCAGGGUCUAUUGACAUUCAGGGAUGUGGCCAUAGAAUUCUCUCAGGAGGAGUGGAAAUGCCUGGACCCUGCUCAGAGGACUCUAUACAGGGACGUGAUGCUGGAGAAUUAUAGGAACCUGGUCUCCCUGGGUAUCUCUUCCAAAUGCACAAUGAAGGAGUUCUCAUCAACAGCACAAGGCAAUACAGAAGUGAUCCACACAGGGACAUUGCAAAGACAUGAACGUCAUCACAUUGGAGAUUUUUCCUUCCAGGAAAUUGAGAAAGAUAUUCAUAACUUUGAGUUUCAGUGGCAAGAAGAUGAAAGAAAUGGCCAUGAAGCACCCAUGACAAAAAUCAAAAAAUUGAUGGGUAGUACAGAGCAAUAUGAUCACAGGCAUGCUGGAAACAAGCCUAUUAAAUAUCAGCUUGGAUCAAGCUUUCAUUCACAUCUGUCUGAACUCCACAUAUUUCAGCCCAAAGGGAAAAUUAAUAAUCAAGUGGAGAAGUCUAUCAACGAUGCUUCCUCGGUUUCAACAGCCCAAAGAAUUUCUUGUAGGCCCAAAACCCAUAUAUCUAAUAACUAUGGGGAUAAUUUUCUGAAUUAUUCAUUACUCACACAAAGACAGGAAGUACGCAUGAGAGAAAAAUCUUUCCAAUGUAUUGAGAGUGGCAAAGCCUUUAAUUAUAGCUCACUCUUAAGGAAACAUCAGAUUAUUCAUCUAGGAGAGAAACAAUAUAAAUGUGAUGUAUGUGACAAGGUCUUUAUUCGGAAGCGAUACCUUGCACGCCAUCGUAGAUGUCACACUGGUGAGAAACCUUACAAGUGUAAUGAGUGUGGCAAGUCCUUCAGUCAGAUGUCAUCCCUUACAUAUCAUCAUCGACUUCAUACUGGAGAGAAACCUUACAAAUGUGAAGAAUGUGACAAAGCUUUCAGACACAAUUCAGCCCUUCAAAGACAUAGGAGAAUUCAUACUGGAGAGAAACCACAUAAGUGUAAUGAGUGUGGCAAGACCUUUAGUCAGAAGUCAUACCUUGCAUGCCAUCGUAGCAUUCAUACUGGAAAGAAACCUUACGAAUGUGAAGAAUGUGACAAAGCUUUCAGUUUCAAAUCAAACCUUGAAAGUCAUAGGAUAACUCAUACUGGAGAGAAACCAUACAAGUGUAAUGAUUGUGGCAAGACCUUCAGUCAUAUGUCAACCCUUACAUGCCAUCGUAGACUUCAUACUGGAGAGAAACCUUACAAGUGUGAAGAAUGUGAUGAAGCUUUCCGUUUCAAAUCAAGUCUUGAAAGACAUAGGAGAAUUCAUAAUGGAGAGAAACUGUACAAAUGUAAUGAGUGUGGCAAGACCUUCAGUCAGGAGUUAUCCCUUACCUGCCAUUGUAGACUUCAUAGUGGAGAGAAACCUUGCAAGUGUGGAGAAUGUGACAAGGCUUACAGUUUCAAAUAAAAUCUUGAAAUACGUCAGAAAAUUCAUACUGGAGAGAAAUGUUAUAAGUGUAAUGAUUGUGGCAAGAUCUUCAGUCAUACGUCAUCCAUUGUAUACCAUCAUAAAUUUCAUAGUGGAGAGAAACCUUACAAAUGUGAAGAAUGUGAUGAAGCUUUCAGUUUCAAAUCAAACCUUGAAAGACAUAGGAGAAUUCACACUGGUGAGAAACCUUACAGGUGUAAUAGGUGUGGCAAGACCUUCAGUCAUACAUCAUCCCUUACAUGCCAUCAUAGACUUCAUACUGGAGAGAAACCUUACAAAUGUGAAGAAUGUGAUGAAACUUUCAGAUACAAAUCAAAUCUUGAAAGACAUAGGAGAAUUCAUAAUGGAGAGAAACCGUACAAGUGUAAUGAGUGUGGCAAGACCUUCAGUCAGAAGUCAUGCCUUACACGCCAUCAUAGACUUCAUACUGGAAAUAAAUCUUAUAAGUGUAAUGAGUGUGGCAAGACCUUCAGUAAGGAGUUAACACAUGCCAUCAUAGACGUCAUACUGGAGAGAAACCUUAGAAGUGCAAUGAGUGUGGCAAAACCUUUCAUAGGCAGUCAGCGCUUAUUUACCAUCAAGCAAUCCAUGGCAGAGGGAAACUUUACAAAUGUAAUGAUUGUCACCACGUCUUCAGUAAUGCUACAACUAUUGCAAAUCAUUGGAGAAUCCAUAAUAAAGAGAGACCUUACAAGUGUGAUAAAUGUGACAAAUUUUUCAGACAUCGUUCAUACCUUGCAGUUCACGGGCGAACUCAUGCUGGAGAGAAACCUUACAAAUGUGAAGAAUGUGAUAAAGCUUUCAGAUUCAAAUCAAACCUUGAAAGUCAUAGGAGAAUUCAUACUAGAGAGAAACCUUACAAGUGUAAUGAGUGUGGUAAGAUGUUCAGUCAAAAUUCGGCCCUUGUAAUUCAUAAGGCAAUUCAUACUGGAGAGAAACCUUACAAGUGUAAUGAAUGUGGCAAGGUUUUUAAUCGCAAAGCAAAGCUUGCAUGUCAUCAUAGACUUCAUACUGGAGAGAACGCUUGCAAGUGUAAUAAAUGUGGCGAGGUUUUUAAUCAACAAGCACACCUUGCACGUCAUCAUAGAACUCAUACUGGAGAGAAACAUUACAAGUGUAAUGAGUGUGGCAAGACCUACUCUCACAAUUCAGUCCUUGUAAUUCAUAAGACAAUUCACACUGGGGAGAAACCUUACAAGUGUAAUGAGUGUGGCAAAACCUUCCAUCACAAUUCAGUCCUUGUAAUUCAUAAAACAAUUCAUACUGGAGAGAAACAAGCGUAAUGAAUGUGGCGAGGUUUUCAAUCAACAAGCACACGUUGCACGUCAUCAUAGAAUUCAUACUGGAGAGAAACCUUAGAAAUGUGAAGAAUGUGACAAAGUUUACAGUCGCAAAUCAAACCUCGAAAGACAGGAGAAUUCAUACUGGAGAGAAACCAUAAAAAUGUAAGAGUUUUUGACAAGGCUUUCGGACGUGAUUCACACCUGGCACAACAUCCCAGAGUUCACACUGGAGAGAAACCUUACAAGUGUAAUGAGUGUGUCAAAGCCUUUAGUGGGCAGUCAACACUUAUUCACCAUCAGGCAAUCCGUAGUGUAGGGAAACUUGACUAACGUAAUGAUUCUCACAACGUCUUCAGUAAUGCUACAACCAUUGUAAAUCACUGGAGAAGCCAUAAUGAAGAGAGAUCUUACAAAUGUAAUAAUUGUGGCAAAUUUUUCAGACAUCGUUCAUACAUUGCCGUUCAUUGGCGAACUCAUGCUGGAGAGAAAUCUUACAAUGUCAUGAUUGUGGCAAGGUCUUCAGUCAAGCUUCAUCUUUUGCAAAACAGGAGAAUUCAUACAGGAGAGAAACCUCACAAGUGUGAUGAUCGUGGCAAAGCCUUUACUUCACAUUCUCACCUCAUUAGACAUCAGAGAAUCCAUACUGGACAGAAAUCUUACAAAUGUCAUCAGUGUGGCAAGGUCUUCAGUCCGACUUCACUCCUUGCAGAAUAUCAGAAAAUUCAUUUUUCAGGUAAUUGUUCCCAAUGCAAUGAAUAUAGCAAACCAUCAAGCAUUGAUUGACAUUAGAGUCAGUUCAGCAUUGACUUGAGUUUGAGUUGACUUAACAUUGAGUUCAAGCCUUAAUUGACAUUAAAGUGUUUAUGUUAAGAGGACUGGGCUGUGUGGCAUGGCUCACGCCUGUAAUCCCAGCACUUUGGUAGGCCAAGGUGGGUAAAUCACUUGAGGUCAGGAGUUUGAGAUCAGCCUGGACAACAGACCUGAGCCACUUUUCCCAGCCUGUUUUUUGUUUCUUUAACAAAAACUGAUAGGGAUUUUUAUGGGUAUCGUAUUGAAUCUAGAUUACAUUGGGUUAUAUAAUCAUUUAACAUAUUAAUUUUUCCAAACCAUCAAUAUGGGUUGUGUCUCUAUAUAUGUUUUUAAUCAUUUUGAUCAAUUUUUGUUGAUUUCAAGGUACAAACGUCUCACCUUUUUACGUUUAUUCCUAAGUAUUUCUUAUUUUAAGUUCUCCAGCAAAUGGAAGUGUGUUAAAAUUUUCUUUUAAAAUUGUUUAUUAUUAAAAUAUGGAAAUUCAACUAAUUUUUGGUGCUGAUACUGUAUUGUGCAAAUCCACUGAAUAUGUUUGUUAGUUCCAGUACUAUUUUGGUUGAGUCUGUGAUUUUCUACACAGAAGGUCAUGUCGUCUACAAACAAAUGUAAUUUUACUUCUUUCUUUCUGAUUUGGAUGAGUUUGAUUUCUUUUGCUAUUUAAUUGCUCUGGCUAGGACAGGCAGUAUUGAUUGAAUAGAAGGGGUGAGAGCAUUCUUGCAUCAUGUGAGAUCGUACAGGAAAGCAUUCCAUUUUCCCUGCUUGGUUAUUUACUCAUUUGUCAUUUCAUGGAUGUUCUUUCUAUUGUUGAGGUAAAUUUCCUUUUCUAUUUUGUUUAGGAUUUCUAUGAUGACUGGAUUUUGAAUUUUGUGGAACGCUUUUUCUCCAUCUACUAAGGUGAUGUGGUUUUAAUCUUUCAUUCUGUUCUAGUGGUAUAUAACAUUGAUUUGCUUGAAUAUGUUGAACCAUCCUUGCAUCCCAGAAAUAACUGGCACUUGAAUAUCUACAUUUUUUUAAUAUCCUCUUGAAUACAGUUUUCUAGGACAAGGGAUCUUCAAGAAGUUCUGGAAAAAUACAUAUUAUGAGAAAAUUGUGCAUGAAUUUCACAAUUUUUGCACCAAAAUAAACUAGUGCUAGUCUGUUAUAACAUGUCUGAACAGGCUCUAGUUUGAUGCCCUCAAAAGGAUAAGACAUGAGUAUAAAAAGAGACUCCAUCAAAGCAAUAUAAAUUCUGAUGAAAUUUAAACAAGAAGAAACAUUAAAUUUAUGAUGAGACCAGAUGCAGUGGCUCAGGCCUGUAAUCCCAGCAUUUUCAGAGGCUGAGACAGGUGGGCCACAUGAGCCCAGGUAUUCAAGACCAGCCUGGGAAACGUGGGGAAAUCCCCUUUUCUACAAAAAAUACAAAAAUUAGCUGGGCAUGGUGGCACAUGCCUGCCGUCUCAGUUAUUGUGAAGUCUGUGCAGGGAGGAUGGCAUGAACCUGGGAGGUCAAGAUUGCAGUGAGCUAUGAUCAUGCCACUGCACUCCAGCAUGGGUGAUGGAGAGAGAUACUGUCUUAAAAAAAGAAUACUUGUGGUAACGUUUGGGUAGAGGAAUAAUGAAAUCAUUGAUGCUUUAUAAAAAGGUUAUGGGGACAAUGCCCAAAAGAAAUAAACAGUUUGUAAACGGAUAACUUAUUUUGAGUUAGGGCAAGACAAUGUUGACAGUGAUGCAUGAAGCAGCAGGCAGACCUUCCACAUCAUUUUUACAGAAAAAAAAAUUAAUCUUGUUCAUGCUGCAAUGAAGAGGACUGACAGCAAACAGCAGAAACAUAGUCAGAAUUUAGAGAACAGCCUGGUUAACAUGGUGAAACACCAUCUCUAGUAAAAAUACAAAAAUUAGCUCAGCAUGGUGGCAUGCGCCUGUAAUCCCAGCUACUCAGGAGGCUGAGGCAGGGGAAUCUCUUGAACCCAGGAGGUGGAGGAUGCAGUGAACUGAGAUGGCAACAUUACACUCUAGCCUGAGCAACAAGAGCAAAACUCCAUCUCAAAAAAAAAAAAAUUGUCAAGUUCCUUCUCUUCCAUUCUUUGCCAUCGUGGUGUGUGCUUGACUCUGCUUCUUGCCACAUCUUCUCAGAAGACUUUCAGGAUUAAGCGAUUCCUGGCCAAGAAACAAAAGCAAAACCAUCCCACUCCCCUGUGGAUUCAGAUCAAAACUGGUAAUAAAAUCAGGUACGACUCCAAAAGGAGACAUUGGAGAAGAACCAAGCUGGGUCUAUAAGGAAUUGCAUGUGAGAUGGCACACAUAUUUAUGCUGUCUGAGCAUCACAAUCACGUUACCAUAUCAAGCUGAAAAUGUCACCACUAUCUGGACAGUUGGACAUGUUUUAUUGGGAAUAUGUUUUUUCUCUGUAAAUUUGUUAUAAACGCAUUGGUUGGCUGUGUUCAGUAAUAAACGUGAGACUUUUCAUUUCAAAACAAAA